AUGACACUACGCAUUCUUCAGACUGACAAUGACAAGAUAAACGCCCCCGACCAGCAAUACUUUGUACAGGAGAAUUGGCCAGCAAUACGACUCGACCUUUCCGACUACGAGAUAGAUCCUGGUGCAUACAAAGAGAAUGACGCCGCCGCCGCUGACGAUCAGGAAGUGGAGCGGUGGCAGCGCACACAUGCGGAAGACGACGAGGAGGCAACGUACGAGGCAGCUGGUCAGCUUGGCUCGCACGCCACCAGGGUGCCCUUCAUGGAUUUGUUCAUCCAGGACUAUCUUGACGAGUACAACACGAGUGCAAUGACGAGUACCUAG
Molecule: messenger RNA, 324 nt
Organism: Baudoinia panamericana UAMH 10762
Lineage: Eukaryota; Fungi; Ascomycota; Dothideomycetes; Mycosphaerellales; Teratosphaeriaceae
Exons: 1
Coding region: 1-324 (107 amino acids)
Source: RefSeq, a predicted model, not a curated record